This is a messenger RNA of Coniosporium apollinis CBS 100218, 1539 nucleotides long. RefSeq lists its product as uncharacterized. Gene Ontology annotation, biological process: transmembrane transport. Gene Ontology annotation, molecular function: transmembrane transporter activity. The record is from RefSeq and is a predicted model, not a curated record. The transcript has 5 exons. Bases 1 to 1539 code for a protein of 512 amino acids. NCBI's taxonomy places the organism in Eukaryota, Fungi, Ascomycota, Dothideomycetes.
AUGGACGCACCAGUUCUCAAGAAAGACCAGCUCGAUGGCCGGGACGGCACCUACAUCGUCGACAAGGAAAUCCCAGAGACUGCCCUUGAGAGCGGCACCAUCUCUCCAAACGGCUUGAAGACGACAGCCGAUGGGAAGACGAUCCUCAUCCCACAGCCUUCAGACGACCCAAACGAUCCUCUGAACUGGUCAUGGGUCAAGAAACACACAGUCUUUGCUGCCCUGCUUCCGGGCUGCUUCCUUACGGAUUGGGUCAUCACAUGGGGCUCGACGCUGUUUGAGAUGCAGGCCAAGGACUGGCAUAUGAAGGUCCCAGCUGUUGCCCAGUCCAUGUCUGGCUCCAUCUUCAUGCAAGGACCGGGUGGUCUCCUUGCUGUCCCUCUCUGUCAGCGAUACGGAAGGCUGCCCGUGCUGUUCUGGUCACAGCUCCUCACUCUGGUCUUCACCAUCGGCGCGACCGUUUCACCCGACUACGCCAGCUUUACAGCCUGCCGUACGCUUCAAGGUUUCUUCGGCGCUCCGCCUCAAGUUAUAGGGCUGUCCAUGAUCCAUGACAUGUUCUUCUUCCACGAGCGCGCCCGGAAAAUCAAUAUCUGGGCCUUCAGCUUCCUGAUCGGUCCGUACCUCGGGCCCUUCAUCUCGGCUUUCAUCGCAGAGAAGCUCUGGUGGAAGGAGAAUUUCGGUGUCCUUUGUGGCUUCUACGCCUUCUCGGUUCUCAUGGUGAUCUGCUUUGGCGACGAGACCCUUUACGACCGGGACGGCCGAAGGAGCAUAUCGUCAAGCGGCUUUGGACGCCGCACAAGUCUCUUGUUGGGUAUUGCUGGCUUCCGCGAGUGCGCGGGCAGGCCGACUAUCUGGAGAGUGACCAAGGACCAGUACUCGCUGCUAUUGCGACCAUACCUCCUUUUGCCCACUUUCGGAUUCGUCACCUUUAUCACGAUGUGGACCAUCGGCAUUGUCUCCACGGUGACCCACUUCGUCGUGCCUCCACCGUAUCUCUUCUCCCACACAGCUGUCGCUCUACUCUUCCUAGCUCCCAUGCUUGGCACCGUCGCUGCCGAGUUCUGGGGACACUGGUUCAACGACUUCCUCUGCAACCGCUACACCAAGAAGCACGGCGGCAAAUAUGAGCCAGAGAACCGCCUGUGGGGCGUCUAUCCUGCGUGGAUCCUCGGCAUCAUUGGCCUUGUGGUUUUCGGCCAGUCACUGCAGCACCAUUUGCAUUGGAUUGGCGUCGCGUUUGGCUGGGGCCUGAACUGCUUCUCGACCUUGGGCACAACCGUCGCUAUUUCGGCGUAUGUGCUUGAUGUCUUCCCUCAGCAUGCGGCGCUGGCUUCGUCAUGGAUUAAUGCUUUCCGUGUAGUUGGCGGCUUCACUGUCAUCUACUUCCAAGCUAAGUGGGCGCACCAUGAUGGUCCCGCCAUCACCUUCGGCAGCCAAGCUGCUAUCGUCGCUGGCGCAAUUAUAUCCAUUGUAGCAACGCAGGUUUAUGGCAAGAGGUGGCGGGCGAGAUUCCCAGCACCGGCUGCUGAGAACUAA